This is a messenger RNA of Mucor mucedo, 2259 nucleotides long. Its product is annotated as NUC091 domain-containing protein. Lineage: Eukaryota; Fungi; Mucoromycota; Mucoromycetes; Mucorales; Mucoraceae. The record is from RefSeq and is a predicted model, not a curated record. The transcript is spliced from 3 exons. Gene Ontology annotation, molecular function: GTP binding. The coding region runs from base 36 to 2087 and encodes 683 amino acids. Gene Ontology annotation, cellular component: nucleolus.
AUCUUUCCUUUUUUUAAAAGUUUUAAUUAAUUAGAAUGGGUCAAUUCAAGAAAGAAAAGCAAAGAGUUAGUCGUGAUAAGGCUGGUGGUGAUGAUCGUGCCAAGAAUCUUCGAGUCAAGGGUGAGAACUUCUACAGAGAUGCAAAGAAGAUCAAGUACAUCAACAUGUUGAAGGGUGGUAAAGCUACUCGUAAUUCUCAGGGUAGAGUUAUCCAAGCAGCUGAAUUCCAAAGUACCGAAGUUAAGACUGCUCGUGUUGCUCCCAAUCGUAAAUGGUUUGGUAAUACCAGAGUUAUUGGACAAAAGGCACUUGAGGAUUUCCGUGAGUCUCUCGGAGCUAAAGUCGAUGAUCCUUAUCAAGUUUUGUUGAAGCAAAAUAAGUUACCCAUGUCUCUUUUGCAAGACGCAGAAAAGCAUAGUCGUAUGCAUAUUCUUGAAACCGAUACUUUUGAAAAUACCUUUGGUGGUAAGGCUCAAAGAAAGAAGCCCAAGUUGGCUAUUGGAUCCAUGGAAGAGUUAAUGACCAAGAUUGAUGAUACUCAUGAAACCUAUAAAUCCGAAAAGGAUUCCAGUCUUUUAGCCAACAAGGAGCACGAUUAUACCGAUGCUGCCCGUGCUUGGUAUCUUCAAGCCGGUCAAUCCAAGCGUAUUUGGAACGAAUUAUAUAAGGUUAUCGAUUCAUCCGAUGUUAUUAUCCAUGUUCUCGAUGCUCGUGAUCCCAUCGGUACUCGUUGUGUGAACAUUGAGAACUUUAUCAGAAAAGAAAAGCCUCACAAGCAAUUAUUGUUUGUUCUUAACAAGUGUGAUCUUGUCCCUACUUGGUCCACUGCUCGUUGGGUUUCUCAUCUUUCAAAGACUGCACCUACUCUUGCUUUCCAUGCUUCCAUCAACAACUCUUUCGGUAAGGGUUCUCUUAUUCAGCUUUUGCGUCAAUUCUCUUCUCUUCACAGUGAUAAGAAGCAAAUUUCCGUUGGUUUUAUUGGUUAUCCCAACACUGGUAAAUCUUCCAUCAUUAAUACUCUUAAGGCCAAGAAGGUUUGUACCGUUGCUCCUGUUCCUGGAGAGACCAAGGUCUGGCAAUAUAUUACCUUGAUGAAGCGUAUUUAUCUUAUUGAUUGUCCUGGUGUUGUUCCUCCUAACGUUGACGAUGGUGAGGUUGAUAUUAUUUUGAAGGGUUCUGUCCGUGUCGAAAAGAUGUCUGCUCCCGAAGAUACUAUCCCUACCAUUUUAUCCCGUGUUAGACAUGAAUACAUCAAGAGAACUUACGGUCUUCAAGGCUGGACCGAUUCUACCGAUUUCCUUGAACAAAUUGCCAGAAAGACCGGUAAGUUGCUCAAGAAGGGUGAACCCGAUGUACACAACGUCUCUAUCAUGGUCCUCAAUGAUUGGCUCCGUGGUCGUAUUCCUUAUUACGUUCCUCCCCCAGAGGCUGUUGAGCCUUUGACCGAAGCACAAUUAGAGGAAAAGAAGAAGAAGAUUGGUGUUGAACAAAUGUUUGCCAAGAUUCAAGUUUCUGCUGAUUUCUUGGAAGAUGAUUUAGCAAACAAUGCUCAAUUGGUUGCUGAAGAACGUGCCAGAGCCAAGGCAAGAAAGGCCGAAGAAGCCGCUGCCAAGCUUUAUGCUACUGGUGCCAACAAGAUUAUUAAGAAGAAGGUUGCUCCUAAGCCUGUUGUCGCUCAACCCGAAGUCACUGAUUGGGAUGAAGUCUUCGAAAGUGUUGUCGGUGAAGAUGGUCCUAUCGUCAAGGCUCCUGUUAUUGAGGGUGAAGAAGAAGAGGAAGUCGAGGAGGAAGUUGAGGAAGUCGAUAGUGAACUCGAAAUGAGUGGUGACGAAGAUGAUGUCGAAGAGGAGGCAACUGAAGUUAAAGAAGAGGUCACAGAGGAACAACCUGCUAAGAAGGUCAGAGUUAACAACAACGAGACUGAAGCUGAUAAGAAGGGUAAAAAGGCUGGUGUUCAUUAUUAUGAAACUGCCAACGUCAAGAACAAGAAUCGUAAUAAGGUCAAGCCUGAUGAAUUAACAAAGAAGGUUCUUCACUCUCGCUUAAAGGGUUCAGUUAUCACUGGUUCCAAGCGUAAGAGAAACUAAAUCAACUGUAUUAAUUAAACACCCACCCACACAUAGAUUCAUUUUUUCCCCUCCACCCUCUACCCUCUCCUUUAUGUAUUUUCAUUUUUCUUUAUAUUAUAUAUCUCAACUUUUUUUUCCCUAUUUUUUUGCAUAUAAAAACGGUCUUUGAAUAGCACACAUUUUUACUUUU